Oryza brachyantha (malo sina) is the source of this 801-nucleotide messenger RNA. Its product is annotated as basic blue protein-like. Bases 72 to 488 code for a protein of 138 amino acids. NCBI's taxonomy places the organism in Eukaryota, Viridiplantae, Streptophyta, Magnoliopsida, Poales, Poaceae. Gene Ontology annotation, molecular function: electron transfer activity. The transcript is spliced from 2 exons. Gene Ontology annotation, cellular component: plasma membrane. The record is from RefSeq and is a predicted model, not a curated record.
UCAUCUCAUCCGAGUUCGAAAGAAAACCACCGUGUGCGUGUCGUGCUAGCGAAGCGGCGAUCGGUAGAUCGAUGGCGAGCCGGGGAAGAGGCAGUGCAUGCAACGGGUCCGCCGUUCUUGGCGCGGCCGUGGCGGUGCAGCUGCUGAUGGUCGGCUUCCUCGUGAUGAGCGCCGCGCCGCUCGCCGCGGCGGCGGCGGCCAGGUACACCGUCGGCGACAGCGGCGGGUGGAGGUUCUACGCCGAGGGGUGGGCCAAGGGCAAGACCUUCCGCGCCGGCGACGUGCUCGAGUUCAAGUACAACGCGGCGGUUCACGACGUGGCGGCCGUGGACCUGGCGUCGUACCGGAGCUGCGUGGCGCCGAAGGGCGUCAGGAAGAUGCGGAGCGGGCACGACAAGGUGACGCUCCACAAGGGCGCGCACUACUUCAUCUGCACCGAGCCGGGGCACUGCAAGGCCGGCAUGAAGCUCGCCGUCAGGGCCAUCUAGCGCAUGCACCUACGACCCCUUGCUGGCUCGCAAAAAAGAAAAGGGGCCAGUAUGAGUUCAUCGUGUAUUUCCUGUUCGUUUUCUCGUUACUCUGUUCUCAGUUCGCUCGUGGAACCUUCAGUUAGCCCCGUGCGUGACUGUAAUAAGUAGUACUAGUGCGUUUUAUGGUCCCAGUUUGGUGCCGUUGUUGUCCUUGCUGAGAUGUUGUCAUGUCUAAUUUGGUUUCACGUUCUAUAUCAUUAAGGUACUCUGGUUAUGAACUCUUCGUCGUCUACAAACUAUGAAAAAUAUCUCCUGUUAAUUAAAAACAUUG